Molecule: messenger RNA, 4250 nt
Organism: Monomorium pharaonis (pharaoh ant)
Lineage: Eukaryota; Metazoa; Arthropoda; Insecta; Hymenoptera; Formicidae
Product: DIS3-like exonuclease 2
Exons: 8
Coding region: 158-3043 (961 amino acids)
Biological process (GO): mRNA catabolic process; miRNA catabolic process
Cellular component (GO): exosome (RNase complex); P-body
Molecular function (GO): RNA binding; 3'-5'-RNA exonuclease activity
Source: RefSeq, a predicted model, not a curated record
UGGCACAUGACGUUCGCAAAAUUUUGGACAGAGUCGGGGAUUCCAAAUUAAUUCGCAAGAUAUCGUUUUUAACUCAUUGACACAACGUAGAAAAUUGUGUUCCACGUUAAAUUCUUAGUAUUAUCGCGCCAACGGCUCGUUCAGCCCAUCAUCAAUCAUGCCUAAAUGCUCGAAAGUUGAUGUGAAGGAGAGCCAAGAUGCAACUUGCUAUAAACGUCACGUAAGCAUGUGUAAAGACGAACGGAAACGCUGCAUAGGAACGAUGAUUUUAACUUCCCUGACGAGCGAGGCAUUCGUCACCCGUUACGAUAAAUUGACAGAGCUCAGCGCGCAGCUCGCGACCAACCUCAGGAUUUCCCAAAGCCUCCAAUUCAAAAGACUGAACACGAGGUGCAAUGGGGAGAUUGUAUCAAGUGAAAUCAAAGGACAGGUCGCAUCUAAUCUUCCUCAUGAUGCCGUGCAAGAUAAUACAAUGCAUUUCACGCAAGAGGCAAGCACAUCUCAGACUUCUCAGGAUGACAGAUCGGAAGGGAAGCACUCUGGUGCUGUACAAAAAUGUCAAAACUCUGUGAAAGAGAGAACGGAGGUCGAUGAGAACGCAAUAGUCUUGGCAAAUAAUGAAUGCAAGACUGAAAAUUUAGUUACAAAUCAGGCCAAUACUCAUAAUAACAAGAGAAAACGCUCGAGAUUGAGGAAAAAUACAAAAAAUAAUGCAGAAGUGGAAAACAAUUCAAGUGUAGGGAAUAUACAGAAAGAAAACUGUGGCACAGAUGAAAUAAAAACCAAUAAUGAAGGGAAGAAAAUGGAAAAAGUGUUCAAGAAGCUAUUUUCAAAUUACAUACCAGUGCCAAGAAUGAUGAAUAUUUUAAAUAAACAAUCAUCAUCCCAUAAUGUACAAUAUAUAAAAGGGCACAUCCGUAUAAAUCCUUUUUGUAGAUAUGCCUAUUUACAUAUGGAUAAUGAGGAACGCGAUCUGCUAAUUGUUGGUCUACCAAACAGAAAUCGUGCUUUUGAGGGGGAUCUAGUUGUGGCAUGUAUACUCCCCGAAAAAUACUGGCACAAGUGUGCCGAUGGAGAAAUACAGAAGACCGGUAAAGUUGUUUGUAUAUUGGAAAAAAUGCAUUCGAGAAAAGCAGUCGGAUAUUUAAAGAAACAGGACUCGCUCUUUGUAUUUUACCCGAGAGAUCAGAGGAUACCACUAGUUGAUAUACUUCCUGAAUCGGUGCCAUCUUUGUAUCAUGAUCAGCCAGAACUUUAUAAGAAUAUAAUAUUUUUUGUUAAUAUUGAUUUCUGGGAGCAACUACAUGCAUUUGGACGGAUUAUUUCAAUAGUGGGUAAAAGUGGAGAGAUAGAUACAGAAUUAAAAGCAAUAAUACUUGAAAAUAAUUUAGAUGUAUCCCCAUAUCAUGAAACGCUGUUAAAAGGACUCCCAGGUAGUGAUUAUACUUUAACAGAGGCUGACAUGAAAAAUAGAGAGGACUGGAGACACGAAUGCGUUUUUUCCAUAGAUCCUCUCACAGCUGUAGAUAUAGAUGACGCCAUUUCUUGUAAAGUCUUGGAUAAUGGAAACUACGAAAUCGCUGUACAUAUAUCGGACGUCACGCACUACUUAGAAUUUUUCUCUCCAUUAGAUAAGGAAGUUCUCAAGCGAGCUACCACUGUUUAUUUACCACACAUGACUUCUCAUAUGCUACCGGAGCAACUAUGUAAAGUUUGUUCCUUACUGCCUGGAAAAGAUAGAUUAGCCUUUUCCGUAAUUUGGGAAAUAACGCUGAAUGCCGAAAUUAUAAAGCAUCGUUUCGCAAAAACUGUGAUAAGAUCGUGCUGUCAAAUGUCUUACGACUCGGCUCAAAUCAUGAUUGAUAAUCCAGACAAGUCCUGGCCUGAAGAUUUUCUCGAAAUAAAGGGAGACUACACAGUAUCGUUAUUGUCUGACAUAGUGAACAAAUUAUUUAAAUUAUCCACUCAAUUGCAAAAGAAACGAUUUGUGCAUGGUGCACUCAGAUUAGAUCAACCGAAAUUACAUAUACGUUUAGAUUUUACGAAUAGUCAAGAACAUGGGAUUCCGAUACCUGUGGACUAUUGUACGUACGAAAGAAACAGUAGCAACAGUCUUAUAGAGGAAUUGAUGCUGUUAGCAAAUAUGACAGUCGCCGAGAAAUUAUUCAACGCAAUUCCUAAAAUGGCUUUAUUACGUAUUCAUAAAGAACCAUCCAAGCACUGUCUCAAUACGGUCUAUAACAUAUUGCAAAAGUAUGGAAUUCAUUUGAAUAUUGAAACAGCUGGAGCCUUACAAGCCAGCAUCAGUCGCUACGAACCAGAAAAUAAUUUCGUUGCUGUUGAUUCUAUGAAAUAUAUUAUGAUGGUCAUCAUAAACCUGUGUUCAAAGUCUAUGACACGUGCAGAAUAUAUAUGCGCAUCUACUACUUCACCGUACAAUUUAAAACACUAUGCAUUAAGUGUACCUCUUUAUACGCAUUUUACCUCUCCCAUUCGAAGGUAUUCUGAUUGCGUAGUUCAUCGCUUGCUCAGUGCAACGCUCGAAAAUAAGCCUUUACCCGAGAAGUGGACGGUUAAGUUGUGUUCCAAGUACGUUAAUGCGUUACGAAAGCAGAAUAGAAUAAAAUUUACUUCGAUAAACUUUUACUUACUUCCCAUUUUCCACAGGAUUGCAACCAAUUGCAAUGUAAAGAAAUAUAGUGCGAAACUAGCUCAAGAACAGAGCACGGAGGUGUUUUUCGCGUAUAUGGUAGGCCUUGCAGGCGGCUUUGAAGCGGCAGCUAUUGUAAUGUGCGUGAGAGAAGACGGUAUAGAGAUUAUUCUCUGUGAUACUGGCAUAAAGUUAAAAAUAAGUCUUAAGGACAUAGAAUACGUUGCCACAACGAAGUAUUCCGCAAAUGAUGUCCCAACUAUAACUGUUAAUUGGAAGGAGCCUGCUAUUGUACAGAUAAUUAAUUUGUUUAGCAUGGUGCGUGUACAUGUAAACAAAAUUAGUGAAGAAUUGCGUCUGAAGGCAACUCUUCUACCACCGUCCCAACAGUAGAGGUUUAGUUCAUUUGUAAUUGACUAUUUAUGAUUUGAUAGAAUUAUUACAACGUAUGACAAAUUUUCUAACAAUUAGAAAAUAUUAGAAAAUUUAUGAAUAUUCAUGUAUCUCUGUAUACAUGGAAAAAUAUAGCAAUUUGGAGGAUUAUUAAAUUACAAUUAUUGCAAUUAAUAACAAUAUAGAAACCGUCAAAAUUUCCGCUGCACUCUAAGAUUGCAAUAAAAUGAAUUUAAACCGUUUUAAUCACUAAAAGCAAAUGUUGUUACUGUUUAUAAUGGAUAUUUUUUAUCAUGUAUUUUUAAUACUGUAUUAUUAUUAUAUCAUUAUUAUUGAAAAUUAUAUAUAAUCAUUAUUAAUAUUAAUAAUUGUUAAUAAUGAUUAUGUAUAAUGGUUAUAUCAUUAUCAUUAUUAUUCAUAAUAAUGAUUAUAUAUUUAUAUAUAUGUAUAUAUAGAACAUUAUUAAUAUAUUUAAUAUAAUAUUAAAUGCAUUAUACUUAUUGUUAUUACUGAAAAUCUUAGAUGCAGUGACGGGGGUUAGGAAACUAUACAUAGUCCAAUUUUUAUCAUUUAGAUGAGAAAUUUUAUACAAUGAAAUUUUACAAUAUAAUCCUCCAAAAUAAUCAAACUAUUUUUUAUAUUUUUAUCUAGCAUUUGUGUAUUAUUUAUGAAGUAUUAAAAAGUGACUUCAUUAAUAAGAUCACACAUUUACGUAAAUAUUAAAUGCUGUAUAUUUUUAGUAAAUAAUGAGAAUUUGUAAAAAGGAAUAAUAUAUAUGCUCUUUUAUACUAGCACGCAUCAUACACUUUCAUAAAUAUUAAAAUACGUAUAUAUAUAUAUAUAUAUAUAUACGUAUUUUAAUAUUUAUAAUAUAAAUGCUAUAUUGCAAAUAAUAUACCAUUUUCUUAUAAAAUAUUAGUUUAUUGGAAAUAUGUUUUAUAUAUACAUGUAUAUACCGUAUCAUCGGGUAUCUACAUGUGAUUUGCGCAUAAAUUAGAAACAAUUGAUUCUCAUAUUCGAAUAAAAACAAAAAUUAACGACAAAAACAUAACCCGUAGACGAAACUUCAAUUUGCACAUAAACACAAUUGAAGUUAUAAUAAAAUAUCAGAUUACACUAAAUUUGCCGCUAGUCAAAUGUAUGUAGAUUUUAUAUAAAUUUGAUUAUCUACAUAGAGAUCGAAAUAAUAUUCUAUAUUAGAUAACAA